UAUCAACUUAAAUUGGUGUUUUCAGGUAAAUCCAAGCGAAUGUCAAGAAGAAAAAAGUUUCGAUGGAACCCAGAGUCAGAGAUGAAGAAAAUGGAUUUCUUUGAACAACAAGAGAAAACAAACCAGGGAAAAGAGGAAACCGAUGAAACCGAAAAGAAAGAGGGAGAAGAUGAAGAUGGAGAUGGAAAUGCAGAAGAGGAGGAUGAAGAAGAUAUGAGUGAUGAUGAUUAUAAUCAGAAUAUAGAUUUUGACGACGACGAUGAUGAUUUCAAUGAUGUAGAUGACGGGGAUGAUGAACCUAUCUAUUAAAUAUCAGUAUGGAGAAAGUUCUGCCCCUCCCGUGACAGGCUAUAGCUUCUGUAAUUUUAACAGGUUGGGAGUUCAAAUUGUACGUUAGCCUUAUCUGGCUUAUAUUUUUCUGCUAAUUUGUCUACCUCCUUGUAAAUGUUUAGUUUAAACAAGUAUACAACUUGAGCAGAGAGAAAUUUUGUUUACAGAAAACUUGAAAAA
Molecule: messenger RNA, 510 nt
Organism: Vigna umbellata (rice bean)
Lineage: Eukaryota; Viridiplantae; Streptophyta; Magnoliopsida; Fabales; Fabaceae
Source: RefSeq, a predicted model, not a curated record